Messenger RNA from Drosophila biarmipes, 1312 nucleotides. RefSeq lists its product as uncharacterized. NCBI's taxonomy places the organism in Eukaryota, Metazoa, Arthropoda, Insecta, Diptera, Drosophilidae. The transcript is spliced from 2 exons. The record is from RefSeq and is a predicted model, not a curated record. Bases 445 to 852 code for a protein of 135 amino acids.
UUAGUAGACUUAGUAAACUCGUCUAGGUAGUCAACACACACAUCUGACACAUUCAUACACACACACACCGUUUGAAGAAAAAAAAAUACAGAAGAAAAAACGAAAAAAAAUAAUAAUCAAACGGCGAAAAAAAUCCAAGCUGGUACCAGAAACUAGCUAAUCGAAGAGUUGCACCAGAAUCGCUUGCGACUUGGACGCCCAGACGCGUAGAACAGAUCCGUUGUCAGCACACCAUUGCACCAGAGUCCCUUGGAUCGCACAGAAAGAGUACAAAAUUGACAGGCCCAAAGUUCAAGGCAGCCGAAGGGACAGUGUGGACCCCCGAUCCCAGCCAAGGGCCAAUCGGGCCCAGAAAUCGUGCAGCUAGUUGCUUCAGGUUAAAGCCACAUCGACGACUGCUUCCAAUCCGAUUUCUUUUCCACUUUUGAUAGUUUUAUAAUCAGGAUGGUCAUCAAUCUGAAUCCGACCACCUCGUCGAGCGCCAAAGCCAGCGGCAGCAGCGUGGGCGCCGGCAGCGGUGGCGGCGGCAGCGUGAGCAGCCAAAGCGGUAGCAUCAUCGGCGGAAACGGAAGCGGAGGCGGAAACGGUAGCGGUGGCGGAAACGGCAGCGGAAGCGGCAACAGCGCCGGAAACGGAAGUGGCGGCGCCGCCACCAGCAACCUGAUGGGCAUCAUCAGCCACUCGGUCUUCGAGGGGAUCGUCCAUCUGCACGUGGUGUGCGCGGGCGAUGCGAACGCCAAGUGGAUCACCCUGGAGGAGGCGAUGGCCUACUGCCCCACCGGCGUGGUUGCCUACACAAAACUGCAGCUCGCGGAGAUUUACGGCGUGCCGAUGGACCUUCUGUUCGAGUGAUGAGGAGGUUCCUCGUCCGGACCAACGGGCUCUGCUCCUUGCUUGUUCCGACUUGCAGAACAAUGGCAGGCGGCAUUUGAACUUUGGCACUGUCGGUAACCAAAUCAAGAAAAUCAGUAUUCGGUUAGUUUGCAGAGCCUUCUGCAUGCCGUCGACUUUUUUUCGUGCUUGUUUCCCAGCCAUACAGCGAAAACCAAAUUUCAAGUUGUGGCGUUAUGCAAUUUUCCCGAGUGACAGCAAUUACUUCAGAGAGUUUAGAAUACCAGCCGAGGAGACAUGUCCGAGAGAUGUAUUAGUGUUCGGUUUGAUGCAAGAGACUGGUUAAUCUUUUUCGACUGGAGGACGACACACGUAUACCUUUGGCCCGACUCGAGGAUGAUUCGCAACUUAUGCUCUUCAGAAAAGUAUGAAAAGCUCGAAGUAAUUCAUAAAAAUCUCAAAUAAUGAUUGUCGAAACUUA